Lolium perenne is the source of this 1982-nucleotide messenger RNA. Its product is annotated as T-complex protein 1 subunit epsilon. Gene Ontology annotation, molecular function: ATP hydrolysis activity; ATP binding; ATP-dependent protein folding chaperone. Lineage: Eukaryota; Viridiplantae; Streptophyta; Magnoliopsida; Poales; Poaceae. Gene Ontology annotation, biological process: protein folding. The record is from RefSeq and is a predicted model, not a curated record.
GGAGGAAGAAGAAAGCACCACAAACCCUCGCCCCCCACAGAGCCGCAGCGCCGCCUCAGUCCCCGAGCGCGCGAUCCGCCCUUCCAGAGGCUCCUCCUUCCUCCGGGGGGCGCUCCGGUCCGGCGGCCAUGGCGCUCGCCUUCGACGAGUACGGCCGGCCCUUCAUCAUCCUCAGGGAGCAGGAGAAGAAGUCGCGCCUGCAGGGCCUCGACGCGCAGAAGGCCAACAUCGCCGCCGGCAAGUCCGUCGCGCGCAUCCUCCGCACCUCCCUCGGGCCCAAGGGCAUGGACAAGAUGCUCCAGUCGCCCGACGGCGACGUCACCAUCACUAACGAUGGGGCGACCAUCCUUGAGCUAAUGGAUGUCGACAACCAGAUCGCGAAGCUGAUGGUGGAGCUGUCACGCAGUCAGGACUAUGACAUCGGUGAUGGUACCACCGGGGUGGUCGUCAUGGCUGGGUCGCUCCUGGAGCAGGCUGAGAAGCUGCUGGAGCGUGGUAUUCACCCAAUAAGGGUCGCUGAAGGCUAUGAGAUGGCGUCAAGGAUAGCUGUUGAUCACCUUGAAAGCAUCUCCACCAAAUAUGAGUUCAGUGCUACAGACAUUGAGCCUUUGGUGCAGACCUGCAUGACAACUUUGUCCUCAAAGAUUGUUAGCCGUUGCAAGCGGGCGCUUGCUGAGAUUGCUGUCAAAGCAGUCCUUGCAGUUGCUGAUUUGGAAAGGAAGGAUGUAAAUUUGGACUUGAUUAAAGUGGAAGGUAAGGUUGGUGGGAAGCUAGAGGAUACUGAGCUAGUUCAAGGAAUCAUUGUUGACAAAGAUAUGAGCCACCCCCAAAUGCCGAAGAGAAUCGAGGAUGCUCACAUCGCCAUUCUUACUUGCCCGUUUGAGCCCCCGAAGCCUAAGACCAAGCAUAAGGUUGAUAUUGACACUGUAGAGAAAUUCCAGACACUGCGUGGGCAAGAGCAGAAAUACUUCGAUGACAUGGUUCAGAAAUGCAAGGAUGUUGGUGCAACACUAGUUAUUUGUCAGUGGGGGUUUGAUGAUGAAGCCAAUCAUCUACUAAUGCAAAGAGAUUUGCCGGCUGUCAGAUGGGUUGGUGGUGUUGAAUUAGAGUUAAUUGCCAUUGCUACAGGUGGGAGAAUUGUUCCGAGAUUCCAAGAGUUGAGCACUGAAAAGCUUGGGAAGGCUGGAUUAGUCAGAGAGAAGUCAUUUGGAACAACAAAAGAUAGGAUGCUUUACAUCGAGAAGUGUGCCAAUUCCAAAGCUGUAACUAUUUUCAUCCGUGGUGGCAACAAAAUGAUGAUUGAGGAGACCAAGCGAAGUAUCCAUGAUGCUCUUUGUGUUGCAAGGAAUCUGAUUAUCAACAACUCAAUUGUGUAUGGUGGUGGCUCAGCAGAGAUAUCUUGCUCGAUUGCUGUUGAAGCUGCUGCAGAUCGGCAUCCUGGAGUUGAGCAGUAUGCAAUCAGGGCAUUUGCUGAUGCUUUAGAUGCUAUUCCACUGGCUUUAGCUGAAAACAGUGGUUUGCCACCUAUUGACACUCUAACCGUGGUUAAAUCUCAACAUGUCAAGGAGAACAAUUCCCGUUGUGGCAUUGAUUGCAAUGAUGUGGGUACCAAUGACAUGAAGGAGCAGAAUGUUUUCGAAACUCUUAUCGGCAAGCAGCAGCAGAUCUUGCUGGCAACGCAGGUUGUCAAGAUGAUUCUCAAGAUCGAUGAUGUUAUCACGCCCUCUGAAUAUUGCUGAUGCCUGGGAACAGCGGAAAUCGACUGUGCUAGGUGUCAUGCGCUCCGGUAGGAAGCAAUUUUCUAGGGGUUGAUUUGGAUUUGCUGACAUGGAGUGGUUGCUUGUUUUGUUUGAUGAGCUAUCUUGUUUUGUGACAAGCUUUCUGGAUACAACAGUGCAAAUCCCGUUGAAACCAGUCUAGUCCUUUGUUGUAUUAUUCAGAUGCUUAAUUCUAUAGUUUGGACCAUUAUUGUCUGCUUUGAA